Topomyia yanbarensis is the source of this 2928-nucleotide messenger RNA. RefSeq lists its product as uncharacterized. Bases 217 to 2748 code for a protein of 843 amino acids. Lineage: Eukaryota; Metazoa; Arthropoda; Insecta; Diptera; Culicidae. Gene Ontology annotation, cellular component: transcription factor TFIIIB complex. The transcript has 6 exons. Gene Ontology annotation, molecular function: TFIIIC-class transcription factor complex binding. The record is from RefSeq and is a predicted model, not a curated record. Gene Ontology annotation, biological process: RNA polymerase III preinitiation complex assembly.
UCGCGCGAACUGCGAUCAUAAAAAAACUCAAGAAACGUCAAAUGAAUGAAGUGUGAUAGCGGUGAUAGAUCAAAAUAGUCGCAAAUAUGCUGCACACGAGUUUUGUAAGAAACAGUUGUAAAACAUAAUUGAAUGUUGAGCGUUGAGCAAUCUUCGAUUGAAAUGUAGAAAUUAACAUUGGCCGCCGAGACUACCAUUUGUAUAAAGUUCAGCACGAUGGCGACGCGCCGACCCCGUGUGAAAGUGGCUGCGAACCUCUCGAUUCGAAGACCCUCAAAGUCGAUAUCCGGAGAUUCUGGAAAAGAUGUAAAGCCAACAAUCACUGAACUAUCAAUUAGUUCAAACACUGCAAAUGCUACAGUUGAGAUCACUGAAAAAUCGACGGAUGAAGUCAGCAGUACUACAUGCGAUGUGAAGGUGGUAGAAGGCAAUGUUCGUGAUAAACCUGUCAAAAAAUCCGGUUGUGCGGAAAUUGCACCAAGUCCAAUAGAAGAUCAACAUACUUUCAAAUUUCCUAAACCAGUCGAGGAGACUCUUAAGAUUACAACACCCGCUCCAUUGCCACACUCUUCCUUGGAAGUCUGUACAGAAGAACCGCAUUCACCGAAGAAACUCGAUUCCAAGUUUGCUUACAUAAAUGCACUCAACAGUCCACGUAAGCGGAUCCGCACCGAAUCGAUGACUUCAAAUAAAUCAUAUUCGGAUGUCAGCUUGAAAUCUCGCAAAACAAUCAAACAGGAAGAAUCGCAAAAGGCGUCCGACGCGAAGCGAGACCUUCGUAAGCGUUUGAACAACAUCCAGAACAUUGACAAGCAGUCGCUUACUAUGUUCGAUAUGAUCUACUACAAUCCAGCCAAGAACCCUAUGAAGAAUCCGGCAUUCAGCAAAAAGGGUUCUCUGGAAAAUAUCCCCAGCGCGGUAGAUAAAGAUCGGCGAAGCGUGAGUAAAUCGCGGUCGCCUACCCCAGCUCCGAUGCUUCCACCGCUGCCACCUAAUCCACCUAAAGCCCAGAUACAGCUUACGCCACAACUGAAACUUGGACCUAAUGGGGAAAUGAUUUUGGAUGAGACCAGCUUAGUCAUUGAAAAUGAACGGGAAAAAGAAAUCCGGGACACCAUGGCUAGAACGGAAAUUGUGUACGACGACGAGUUCAGUGGGAAUUCUGGAUAUUACAGUCGGUACAAAAGAACAAGAGAUUGGCCCCCUGAUGAAACUAUUCGGUUCUAUCGAUGUCUGCAUACAAUAGGUACGGAUUUCUCGAUGAUGAUUCAACUUUUUCCAAACCGCAGCCGGAGGGAUCUUAAAUUAAAAUUCAAAAAAGAGGAACGCCUAAAUUUAAUGUUGGUCAACAAAGCGCUGCUCUAUCCGAAAGAAUUCAACAUCGAAGAGCUGAAACAGCAGUUCCAACAAGAGGACGAGGAGAUUGAGCGACAACGGGAGCAAGAACGCCAGAUGAGGCUAGAAGCGGAGGAGACUUUGAGACAACAGAAGACAGCUAAACGAUUACAACUUAAUCAAAACAAAAAUCGUAAUCCAAAAAAGCGUGUAAGUAAAGCCGCACGGGUGAUGUUGGAUGACGAAAGGCUGUCCAAAGCAGAACCUUUAAUGAAAGAAGUAAAACCCAAGCGUAGGAAAAGAAAAACGCCCAAUGAAACAAACAACUCCUCCGCAAUCCAACAGCCUAGUUCAGAAAUAUUCGCCGCGGUACCCAGUGAUGCAUUUGUAAAUCCGAUUGAUCCUACUCAAAGGUUAGACAAUCCAGACCAGAGAAAUUAUCAGGAAGUGUCGUACGACCCGCCUUACAUUCCGAAUGAGGAUUUCACUGUUUCUGAAUGUGCUAAAACUAACGGCCCGUCUUGUUCUGAAGCCACCAUAUCCCCGAGUGUGACACAAGCUGAGACUCCUCCACUUGAUAUUGAAUCCAUGGAUAUAGAAAUCGUCGAUGCGGAAUCGAGAAGUUUAUAUGAGAUCAAGUCAGAACCACAAGUGUAUCCUCUUGGAAUAUACCAAAACAACGUGUCUGAAUUGAACCCACCUAAUGUUAUAACGUUGCAGAAUUUGGAUGACCAAAGUCAAACUACGGUAGCCUAUCAGGAGCCAAUGAUGGGAAAUGUGAAUGAAAACGACAUCGAUUCCAUCGAAUCCAAAUACUAUGGCGGGUGUGAUAUGGUAUACCUUCCAAUGCCAGCGAACGCACCAAUAGCUCGCCCAGUCAAGGGUGAACUGUUCUCUCAAAACCCUCCAACGGUACGAUCACCGCCUCUGCAUUACGAUUUGUUACCUCUUUCAGCGCCUGACUCUUUGAAGAAUAGAUCACCUGGCAGAGAAAGCAGUCAGUCAACGAUUGUGAAAACAAAUGUCGAAUCUGAAAGGGUUCCUACACCGGACGUACCGGUUGAAAGACUUGAAGCAGAAGAACCGGUAGUGUCACAAGUUGUCGACGAAGAUAGUACACAAGACUCGAAAAUAAUACUCAAAGAAGAGCAAGGUCAUGUCGAACAACGGCAAGAACCUGUGGAAUCAGAGGAGCAGAAUGAAUCACAUGGGCUGGGUCCGUUGGAGGAUAUUGAUCUGAAUUCGCUGGUGCUGGUCGAAAGUCAAGAUACGACCAAUCCGGAUAGAACCAUCUUCGAAAUCUAUGUGAUAGACCAACAAACGGGCAAACUCAGCGAAAAACCGCUGGAUGUCCCCGAGGAUGUGAUUGAAAACAUACGCUCCAUCCUGGAAACUGGCGAAGAUUCAGGUUGAGCGCAGCUGUUUCUCGUGUGUGUUUAUAGUUAUUUAGCUAGGUACUCAUAGGAAAGCUAUGUCGGGAAAGUAAAUUAAUAGUAGAGCAUUUUGUAUAGGUAUUUUGGCUAGUGAAUUUCUCAAAAUACAAAUAUUAUCCUGUUGCUUGUGAGGAAAUAAACUUUUAUUUAUUUAUUCUAA